UAUGAGUAUUGGCCAGCCAGUGCGCGGGAUGUGAUGGAGCUGGUAAUGCAGCGUGUUGAGAAGUAUACGGCCGUACUGGAAGACGCUGUAGCCGAAAAGACCAAGGAGCUGCUGACUGAGCAGCGGAGAGCCGAUACACUGCUACGGGAAAUGCUUCCGUCAUCUAUAGUGGACAAGCUUCGAAACAAGGUUAUUAUCGAGCCGGAAUACUUUGAAGCUGUGACCAUUUCGUUCAGCGACCUUCCGGGUUUUGUGACCUGGGUUGUCACAGGAACGCCUUAUGAUGUCAUUGCGCUUCUAAACAGCAUUUACAGCAUCUUUGACGAAGAGAUCAGUAGUCAUACCUUGGUCCAGAAAAUCGAGACCAUCGGUGACUGCUAUAUGGUGGCUAGCGGCGUACCCGUCCCAGUUGGAACCGAACAUGCCGCGGCCGUAUGCCGCCUGGCCAAAGCUUUACAGUCAGCGUUCAGUAGAAGCAAAUUACCGGAGAAGGGACUUAGUUUGCGAGUGGGCAUUCAUUCCGAUCAUUGUGCAGCCAGUGUGAUUGGGAGCAAAGUUCCAAGAUACUGUUUGUAAGAUAAAGUAAUGCAGCUUUUCUGUUUGGGUGUCCGAUAACCGUUCCUCGGCAGAUUCGGUGAUGCGGUAAAC
This is a messenger RNA of Paramacrobiotus metropolitanus, 648 nucleotides long. RefSeq names its product retinal guanylyl cyclase 1-like. The transcript has 4 exons. Gene Ontology annotation, biological process: intracellular signal transduction; receptor guanylyl cyclase signaling pathway; cGMP biosynthetic process. The coding region runs from base 34 to 576 and encodes 180 amino acids. Lineage: Eukaryota; Metazoa; Tardigrada; Eutardigrada; Parachela; Macrobiotidae. The record is from RefSeq and is a predicted model, not a curated record. Gene Ontology annotation, molecular function: guanylate cyclase activity; peptide receptor activity.